UGAGCCCAAGAGACAUUUCCGCGGACUAAUCGGAGCUUUGUGUCUCCUCGUGCAUCACAAGAAACAAAACACCGAGCGAUCGUUGUUGUUUCCACAGAAGUUGAAACGCGACAGAAGAAACACGCUUCUUCUUCUUCUUCUUCUUCUUCCUCCUCCUGUGAGCCCGCACAUCCACUGAUCCAGUGAUCCUGACAUCAGAGAAACCUUUCACACCGGAAAACUGCUCCAGAGACACAGCGAAUCAACAUGACGACGCUGCUGGACCUGAAGAGCAGUGUGCUGCGGCAGGUGCAGAGGAGCCAGUCGUUGAGGAGCCGGAGGGAGCCGGCACCACCCACCGCUGGCAGCCCCCUUACACACAGUCCUGACCCCUUACCCCGCAGGAUUUCCGAGGAGAGCGCAGAGUUCUUUGAGCGUAUGAACGCUGUCCUUCAGAAACAGGAGAACAUGCUGCAGGCUGCCCAGGCUGAGUGCCAAAAAGGAGCCUGCACGGUGCCGCCGCCCCAAGAGCACGUGGACCAGGCCUUUAUCCCCGACAGAAUCAGCAGGACAGAGCUGGACCUGCUGUAUGAGGAGGCUGUGUACACGGUGGUCAAUCGGGUUGGAGUGCAUUCAACAGAACACGUGAAAAGUGACGAAGAACUGUUUACGUACCUGCCCAAGGUGUUCGAUAUGGGCGAAGAGGAACAUGACAUCAUUCUCCAGAAAGUUCAGGAAUCCAAGCGAGCCAAUUUUUCCUUGAGAGUUUCUGUUUUGAAAGCAAAGAGUCUGAUGGCCAAGGACGCAAAUGGGUACAGUGACCCCUACUGCAUGCUGGGAAUCCUGGUGGGCCAGAGCCCCCGGGAGGUGGAGGAGAAGAAGGAGAGGAAGUUCAGCUUCAGGAAGAGGAAGGAGAAGCUGGAGAAGCGCUCCAGCACCAAGGAGGUGCUACCCGCCAGGUGCAUCCACGUCACCGAGGUCAAACCAGAGACUCUCAACCCGGUGUGGGACGAGCACUUUGUGUUUGAAAUAGAUGAUGCUCACAAUGACCUCUUACAUCUGGACAUAUGGGAUCACGACGAUGACGUGUCUGUAGCUGAAGCCUGCAAGAAGCUCAAUGAAGUCAGUGGACUCAGAGGAAUGGGCAGGUAUUUCAAGCAGAUUGCCAAGUCCAUGCGUGCCAAUGGAUCUGCGUCAUCGGGCUCCGAGGAGAACGCCGAUGACUUCCUCGGAUGCAUCAACAUCCCUCUGAACGAGAUUCCUGUUGCAGGCUACGACACCUGGUUCAAGCUGGAGCCUCGGUCGAGUGCGUCUAAAGUUCAGGGAGAAUGUCACCUGAUGCUGAAGCUCUUCACCAGCCAGAGGGACACAACUUUGUCCAAGAAGGAAUCUAAUGUCUCUAUUCACAAGAAACUGCUGAGUCAGAUUGUGGAGUAUGAGCAUGCUCAUGUUAAGAAGGAGCCGUACAACUGGAACGGACAGGUUUGUCCUCCAGCAUGGACGGUGCUCACUCACCAUGCUGUGCAGACUGAUCUCUCACCUAUCCAACAGGCCAUUAUUCGCUGGCAGUGCUACAGCAGCCACCAUCGGACCCAGAGGGUGUGCUACUCCCUGCUGCUGCGCCUCCUGAGGACCAUCGAUGCAGAGUGGGACCCUCCCGCUGUGAGGGGAGACCUGGAGAGGCAGCUGUCAGACAGCUUCAGGCUGUACACAGAGCACUGCCUGUGCCUGAUGAAGAACAUGCGUCAGAUUUUCCCCUGCACCAGUGCUGCUGCCAUUACGCGCUACGAGCUUAUGCUGAGGGGGAUUGGCUACAUGCAAAACAUGCAGGCGUUUAAAACCGUAUGUCCUCUUCGAAAUGAACUGCAUCUGGACAUCACUACUGCUGUCAAGAAAGGAACGGCUGAGUGGUACGAGAGCUUAAUUGCACGUUAUAAACCAGAGGAUGGGACCCUGGAAGAGCAGCUGAAGAAGCUGGUUCAGGUGGUAGAUGCUGUGUGUGCAGACAUACAGAGGGCCCAGAAGAUCUACAACAAGCUCUUCUACAGUGCUGUGAAAGUAGAUUUCUUCAGCAUAUCAUACAGACAGCUGGAGAAACAGGUGGCGGAUGAUGUUAAUGUAGCAAUGGAGCGAGUGUGUGGGACUCUGGAGCAGGAGAACUCCAGACUGAGUCAAACAAUGGGAGAGACCAUCUUCGAGCUCUUCAUGUCCUUGAAAACCCUCAAAGGCUUUCGGGAGUUUCUUCCACUGAAGGACGCUAAAAUGUUGGCCUUGACGGGCUUCCAUAACUGGUUCAAGUCCUCGAUUCAUAAGUGGCUGCAGAUCGUUCACGACAGAUCCUGCGACAGGAUCCGUAAAGCAGUGGACACGGACCAACUGGAGCCCGUGCAGCAGGCCAAACACAGCUCCUCUCCCGUGGAAGUGACGACAUGCUUCAGCCAGGUACGAGAGAUCUGGCUCCAGCUGGCCUGGCCAGACUCCGCAGGCGCCUUCAUCUUUGUCACUCGUUUGACAGACAAUUUCUGCAGUGAGGCUGUGUGCUACUCAGAGAUGAUAACACGCAAGAUUGAGAGGAACCAGCUGGGCAAAGACCACAAGAGCUUCACAGUGCAGCUCUGCAUCGCCCUGAACAACAUGGAGCAUGUGCGCGUGUUCCUGGGUCGCCUGCCCCAUGACCUGGACUGGCAAGGUGUGGAGCGGGCCAUGGAGGAGUCCUGCGGGGCGGAGGGGAAGGAGCAGGUUUACAAGGCCCUCAACGGGCAGCUUUACAACAUGGACCUAGACCUGCAGAGAGAGGCCAAGCGUCUCAUCACGCUGCUCACUGACAAGAUGCUCCCUGAGCUGCGCAGAUACAUCCAGCACAUCAGCUUGUCUCCAGACUCCAUCAACAACGACGACGCUGUGUCACCUCUCAUGAAGUACUUACAAGACACGAUGUGCAUCCUCACUGAAAACCUCGUCAAGGAGAACCUGACGAGAGCUCUCCAAAGCAUGUGGGAGCUACUCCUGCGAAUGAUCCUGGACACAGUGACAGAAAACAGAGGCGUGCAGGUGGAGUUUUACAACCGCUUCCAGUACACAGUGGAGACUGCAUUGCAAUUCUUCUACGCUAAGGGACAGGGUCUUUCCCUGGAAGACAUGAAGAGCGGAGACUACAAGGUCCUGGACGAGGAGCUCAGGCUGAAUAAAUGUUCCUCCUUUGAGCUGAUUGAGCAGUACUAUCUGGAGAAGAUUUCCCACCAAAAAACACUCAAACACACCCGUUACGGUCGGAUCAGUGUGAAGUGCUAUUAUGACGCUCCGGAGCAGAGACUGACGGUGGAAAUUCUGCAUGCUGCAGAUAUCAUCGCACUGGAUGCCAAUGGUCUGAGCGACCCAUUCGUCAUAGUUGAGCUCUGUCCCCAUCACCUCUUCCCUAUGGCCAAGAGUCAACGCACGCAAGUGAAGCUCAAGACCCUCCACCCAGUGUUUGACGAAUUAUUUUACUUCCACGUCAGUCCUGAGCAGUACAGACACAGGUUUGCCUGUUUGACCUUCACUGUGAUGGACUAUGACUGGCUCUCCACCAACGACUUUGCCGGCGAAGCCAUGGCUCCUCUCAGCGACUUCUGUUGGCCGGGGAGACCGAACGCCUCACCUGCCGGCAAGAGUGUCCAGCCGGUCAUUUUGCACCUGUCUCGCAGUAAACCCAGUGAGAAGCCAAUCAUGAGGAUGCUGGAAGCGCGCAUCGGAGACAGAGAGGCUCAGGAGUUUGUCCGCAGGCUGAAGGAGAUUGAGAAGUCAAUGGAGGAGGAGUAGAAGCCGUCAGCGCUGCCUGCAUUGGUGUUUUCUGACCUCGUCUUGCAACCUGUGCUUUUGUACUGGUAUGAUGUUUACAAUAUUAGAUUUUUUUUCUCCAAUGUUAUUGUUUGUUCAGUAAUUAUACCAAAAUGAAAAGAGAAAAAAAUGGAAAACAGUGAAGUUUUCUUCCUAGGAAAAUGAACAUCCUGUCACUGUGCAACCCUAUGCUGUCUCACUUGAGCUAUAUUUUAGAAUUGAAUGGAUAGUUGAUCCUAAAUGUUACUAGUCUAUAUUUUUUGUAAUGAGGUAAUGUUAUCUUUGUUGUAUGAUCUUUGAUAUGAUAGAUUUAAGAUUUCAGAACUAUUUUGUGGAAGUAGCUUACAUAUCCAAUAGUAUUCAGUCAGAGUCUAAAUCUAUACCUCAGAUCUGCUCAUCAGUUGCAGGGGAGUUUAACAGGUGUCGAGACUUUUCAACAUUCUUCACAAACAUUGUGGGGAUAAAAUGCAUAAAUGGCUUAAUUAGGAUGUCCUGUAGUACCUAAUGUAGAUGAAGGGAAUCAUGGAGGAACAACGCGUAGCUUUGGGGUUUUUCACUUUAUUCUAAAGGUUGGUGUUUUCAGGCCGGUGUGACGGAUCGGCAGUAGGGAGCCCUGAGGCUGCCCUGAGACACACAAACACGCACAACUUACAUUUGUACGCCUCCAAUUCUGCCCUAAUUGAUAUUAUUGAGACAGCAGUUAA
Molecule: messenger RNA, 4499 nt
Organism: Paralichthys olivaceus (Japanese flounder)
Lineage: Eukaryota; Metazoa; Chordata; Actinopteri; Pleuronectiformes; Paralichthyidae
Gene: baiap3
Product: BAI1 associated protein 3
Biological process (GO): positive regulation of neurotransmitter secretion; regulation of dense core granule exocytosis
Cellular component (GO): secretory vesicle; trans-Golgi network membrane; plasma membrane
Molecular function (GO): SNARE binding
Source: RefSeq, a predicted model, not a curated record